Anolis carolinensis (green anole) is the source of this 5189-nucleotide messenger RNA. Its product is annotated as zinc finger protein 850. The coding region runs from base 860 to 4516 and encodes 1218 amino acids. The transcript is spliced from 13 exons. Gene Ontology annotation, biological process: regulation of transcription by RNA polymerase II. Gene Ontology annotation, molecular function: RNA polymerase II cis-regulatory region sequence-specific DNA binding; DNA-binding transcription factor activity. NCBI's taxonomy places the organism in Eukaryota, Metazoa, Chordata, Lepidosauria, Squamata, Anolidae. The record is from RefSeq and is a predicted model, not a curated record.
CCUUUCCGGCCAGAGGCACAGGAAGGAGCUUCUCUGAGGGGAUUUUUUUUUCGUGUCAGGAGCGAUCGGGAGUUGCUCUGAGGGGAUGGCCAGGUAGGACAGGGCCCAGAGAAACAGGCCUUGUCUUUGGAGACGCCAAGCGUCCUUUCAGGGCUGACAGGUAGUGCUGGUGACUGGGAAGGGAUGUUGCCGAUGAAGGGCUGGCCCAGGAGGCAGGGGAGUUUUCUGGGUGUCUAAUCAUGUUCCAGAAGCAUUCUCUCCUGACGUUUUACCCACAUCCGUGGCAGGCAUCCUCAGAGGUUGUGAUAUCUGUUGGAUACUAUGCAAGUGAGGUUUAUAUACCUGUGGAAUAAUGUCCAGGGUGGCAAAAAGAAUACUUGUCUCUUUUUUAAACUAAAUUUUUAUUAGUGCUUUUGCAAAUAAAAUACAAAAUAAAAACCAACCCUGUAAUACAUUGCAAAUCAAUAUUGGGGAAGGGAGAGAGAGGCGGUGGGGAUGAGGAAAGAGAGAGUUAGAAGAAAAGAGAGAAGAAGAAAAAACAAACAAACAACAAUUCACCCAAUAGGUGCCCUCCUUCCUGUGGUGUGAAGAUAUUAAUAAGAAAGAAAAAGAGAAAAAAACACAAAAAAACAAGGCCCUUUCAGUAUACUCAAUCAUGCCUUUGGAUACACUCUUCAUCCACUUUGGAGGCACCUGAGGCACCUUCUACACUGUCUCUAUAUUCCAGGAUCUGAUCCCAGAUUAUCUUCUUAUCUCAAAUUGUAUGGCAGUGGAGACUCAUAUAAUCCACUUCAAAGCAGAUAACCUGGUUCAGACCUGGGAUAUAGGGACUGUGUAGAAGGGGCCUGUGAAGCUCUGAAUGAAGAUGGAAGAGCAAGAGUCAGCUGCCAGCCAGUUAGAAAUAUUUUCUUCUGCUGUUGAGGCAGAGAGUGGUGGAGCAUUCUGGGAGGACCCUUUGAAGAAAGACUGGGAGAGCAAUCUGCUCCAUUCAGACCUUCACUGCCAACAUUUCUGGCGUAUCCACUAUGAGGAGGCCGAUGGGCCACGUGAACUUUGCAGCCGGCUCUACUCUCUCUGCCGCCUGUGGCUGAAGCCAGAGCGACACUCCAAGGUGGAGAUGCUGGACCUGGUGCUCCUGGAGCAGUUCCUGGCCGUCCUUCCUGCGGACAUGGAGCGCUGGGUGAGGGAAUGUGGGGCAGAGACCAGUUCCCAGGCCGUGGCUUUGGCUGAAGGAUUCCUCCUGAGUCGGGAACAGGAGAGGAAGCAGGACAAGCUGCAGGAGCUGGACUCUUUUUCAGAUGACACCAAUGAGGUGGAGAAGUCUAUUUUGGACACCAUUUGCACAGUCCAGGUUGGACACAGGGAAUUCAACACAGCUGGCAAUGGAACAUGGCCAAGUGAGAGUAGCACAUCUUUUCAUAAUUCCUUAUUAAGAAGAGAUUCUGUGGGAUUAGAUCAGGUGCAGGACUCUUUUGCAGAUAAGACCUAUGAGGUGGAGGAGUCUCUUUCAGACACCAUUUGUGUUGUCCAGAUUGGAGAUGGAGAAUUUAUCACAGUUGGCUAUGAAACAUGGCCAAGUGAUAGUAGCACCACUUUUCAUGAUUCCUUAUUGAGAAGAGAUUCUGCAGGACCAGAUCAGGUGACCUUUCAAGAUGUGUCUGUGGAUUUCACGGAGGAGGAGCAGGCCCUGUUGGAUCCUGGCCAAAGAGCCUUGCACCAGCAAGUCAUGGAGGAGGAUUUAGAGAUUGUGUCCUCUCUGGCAUCAUUUAAAUGUUUGAAAUAUGAAAAGACUUUCAGUCGGAAGAAAAAGCUCACCUGUCAUCAGGCAACUCACACAGGAGAGAAACCAUUUAUAUGCUUGCAGUGUGGAAAGAGCUUCAAUCGGAAGUCAAACCUUAUUCAUCAUCAGUCAACGCACACAGGGGAGAAACCAUUUAUAUGCUCAGAGUGUGGAAAGAGUUUUAGUGAGAAGAGGAUUCUUAAAAAUCAUCAAAGCUGUCACAUUGAAGAGAAACCAUUUAAAUGCUCAGAGUGUGGGAAAAGCUUCUGUCAGAAGGCAAGCCUUGCUUGUCAUCUAGCAAUUCACACAGGAGAGAGACCAUUCAUAUGCUCAGAGUGUGGAAAAAACUUCAGUCAGAAGGCAAACCUUGUUCGUCACCGGGCAACUCACACAGGAGAGAAACCAUUUAUAUUCUCAGAAUGUGGAAAGAGCUUCUCUCAGAGGGCACACCUUGUUUUUCAUCAGAGAAACCACACAGGAGAAAAAUCAUUUACGUGCUUAGAGUGUGGAAAGAGCUUCUAUCGAAAGGCACACCUUGCUGUUCAUCAGGCCACUCACACUGGAGAGAAACCAUUUGUAUGUUCAGACUGUGGAAAGAGCUUCAGUCGGAAGGCACAACUUGUUCGUCAUCAGUCAACUCACACAGGAGAUAAACCAUUUAUAUGUUCAGAUUGUGGAAAGAGCUUCAGUCAGAAGUCACACCUUGUUUUCCAUGAGAGAAACCACACAGGAGAAAAACCAUUUACAUGUUUGGAGUGUGGAAAGAGUUUUUGUCAAAAGGCGUAUCUUGCUGUUCAUCUAGCAACUCACUCUGGAGAGAAACCAUUCCAAUGCUUGGAGUGUGGAAAGAGCUUCUGUCGAAAAGCACACCUUGCAGUUCAUCGGACAACUCACACAGGAAAGCAGAGAAUAAAGAUGGAAAGGCAAGGAUCAUCUGGCUUCCAGUUAGAAACGUUUCCUCCUGCUGUUAAGACACAGAACGGUGGAGCACUCUGGGAGGACCCUUGGAAGAAAGACCUGGAAAGCAACCUGCUCCAUCCAGAUAUUCAGCGACAUUCUUUCCGGCAGUUCUGCUAUGAGGAGGCUCAGGGGCCCCGGGAGGUUUGCAGCCGCCUCCACUCUCUCUGCCGCCUGUGGCUGAAGCCUGAGGAACAUACAAAGGCAGAGAUGCUGGACCUGGUGCUCCUGGAGCAGUUCCUGGCCGUCCUUCCUGCGGAGAUGGAGCGCUGGGUGAGGGAAUGUGGGGCAGAGACCAGUUCCCAGGCCGUGGCUUUGGCUGAAGGAUUCCUCCUGAGUCAGGAAGAGGAGAGGAGGCAGGUGCAGAGCACUUUUGCAGAUGAAACCAAUGAGGCCCAGAAGUGUCUUUCAGACACCAUUUCCACUGUCCAAGUUGGAGAAUUCAUCACAGUUGGCAAUGGAACACGGCCAAGUGGUAAUAGCGCAUCUUUUCAUGAUUCUUUACAAAGAAGAGAUUCUGCAAGACCAGAUCAGGUGACUUUUGAAGAUGUGUCUGUGAAUUUCACAGAUGAGGAGUGGGCCCUCUUGGAUCCUGGCCAAAGAGCCUUGCACCAACAAGUCAUGGAGGAGAAUUUAGGGAUUGUGUCCUCUCUGGUAGAGGCAAAACCAUUUAAAUGUUUGGAAUAUGAAAAAAAUUUCAAUUGGAAAAAAAAGCUCACAUGUCAUCAAGCAACUUACGCUGAAGAGAAACCCUUUAAAUGUUUGGAAUGUGGAAAGAGCUUCAGUCAUAAGAAGUACCUUGUUCGUCAUCAGGCAACACACACAGGAGAGAAACCGUUUAUAUGCUCAGCGUGUGGAAAGAGCUUCAGUCAGAAGUCAAACCUUGUUUGUCACCAGGCAACACACACAGGAGAGAAACCAUUUAUAUGUUCAGUCUGUGGAAAGAGUUUCAGUCGGAAGUCACACCUUGUUCUUCAUCAGGCAACACACACAGGACAGAAACCAUUUCUGUGUUCAGAGUGUGGAAAGAGCUUCAGUCAGAAGGCACAACUUGUUCGUCAUCAGUCAACCCACACGGGAGAAAAACCAUUUAUAUGCCUUGAGUGUGGAAAAAGCUUCAGCCAAAAGUCAAACCUUGCUGUUCAUCAGGCAACACACACAGGAGAGAAACCAUUCAAAUGUUCAGAGUGUGAAAAGAGCUUCUGUCGAAAGACACACCUUGUCCGUCAUCAGUCAAUUCACAUCGGAGAGAAGCCAUUUACAUGCUUGGAGUGUGGAAAAAACUUCAGUCGGAAGGCAUGCCUCAUUCUUCAUCAGGCAACUCACACAGGAGAGAAAGCAUUCAUAUGCUUGGAAUGUGGAAAAAGCUUCUCUCAGAAGUCGCACCUUGUUUUUCAUCAGAGAAAUCACACAGGAGAAAAACCAUUCAAAUGUUCAGUAUGUGGAAAGAGUUUCUGUCGGAAGUCGCACCUUGUUCGUCAUCAGUCAACUCACACAGGAGAGAGGCCAUUCAAAUGCUCAGAAUGUGAUAAGAGCUUCAGUCAGAAGUCGCACCUUGUUCUUCAUCAAUCGGUUCACACAGGAAAUAGACCAUUUAAAUGCUCGGAGUGCGGAAGGACCUUCAAUCAGAGGUCACAUCUUGUUUUUCAUCAGGGAAGACACACGGGAGAGAAUCCAAAGUCUAGAAAGAGCUUCACUCAUAAGGCACACCCUGAUCAUCCCCAUCAGGCAACUCACACCAUUUAUGUGCUGGGAUUGUGGAAAGAGCUUCAGUUAUAAGAGAAACCUUGCCAGUCAUCAAAGCUGUCACACAGGGAAGAAGCCAUUAAAAAUGUUUGUAAGAACUUCUAUUGGGAAAAAAGCCUCAAUUCCUAUCAGGCAACUCACACAUGUAGAAAAGCAUUUAAAUGCUUGAUGUAUUGGAAAUGUCUGUCUUAAAAGCAUUUUCACUUGUCAUCAGGGAACUCACACAUGAGCGAAACUGUUUAAUUCUUUGCAAUGUGCGGAAAGCUUCAAUCUCAAGAAAUAUGUCAAUCUUUAUCAUGCAAUUCUCACACUGAAACAAUUGGUGUGGAAAGAGCUUCUUUCAAAAGAUUCAUGUCACCUCGCACCAAGCAACUCAAGCAGGGGAACAAUUACUUAAAUCUUCAGAGUACAAGUAAAGCUGGAGUAAGGCAAGAGAGAACUUAAAGAAGGCACCGAGUUGAAAAUACUGGCUUUUUGGGGACUCAGUAACCUGAUCUCCCCCUUUGAAAAUAUUCAGCAAUUUUCUUUUAUGACAUAGCUCAUGAUAAUGUGUUGAGAGCUAAAGAAUAUUUACAUGUUUUCUAUCUGUUAAUGCAUGCUGGUUACUGCAAAUAUUUCUUCUCAUGUAUACUCAGUGUUAAAAUACAUGCUGUUUUUCAAAAUAUAUAAAGGAGACUUGAUCUGUUUUAGCCUGGAAGACAUACAA